This is a messenger RNA of Trachemys scripta elegans, 2647 nucleotides long. RefSeq names its product synapse differentiation inducing 1 like (gene SYNDIG1L). Gene Ontology annotation, cellular component: intracellular membrane-bounded organelle; membrane. The record is from RefSeq and is a predicted model, not a curated record. The transcript is spliced from 4 exons. Bases 95 to 802 code for a protein of 235 amino acids. NCBI's taxonomy places the organism in Eukaryota, Metazoa, Chordata, Testudines, Emydidae.
GAGGACAUCCUGCAGCAGAGUCCUCAUCUGAAAUACCUUCUAGUUAUUUUGAGGGUUACCCUCCUGUUAGCUUCUCCAGGCCAUUUUUAGCAGAAUGGAAAGUUUGAGUGAGCUUCAGAACCCACUGCUGGCCAAGAGCAGCAAGCAUCUUCACGGUAGCUACUCCUACCAUCAGCAUCACCCUAGUCAUUGCUGCCAGGGGAAACUUUACAUCUUUCAAAACACUGGCAGUGCCAGGACUCACCAGCUGCUGGAUGCCAGUUCUCUGCAGCUGGCCGUUGAAGCAUUGUAUGGUCCCAACUUCAUCCUGGUGAAGGAUGAGACCAGUCUCAAGGCCAAGGACAACAAAGGGGAGAGCUGUGAGACGACCUUCAUGGAAAACAAAGAGGCCCCCUCUGAGGCUGCAGAUGGGCGAGAAAAACAAGGGCCCUGCCAGAUGGAGAGUGACAUCAGAAUCCAAACAGUGUCCAAUGAGGUGGAGGAGGAGGAAUUCCAGGAGUAUGAGAGUGACUCCUCGAGUGACAGCGAGAGUGAGGAUCAUUUCCUGAUGCUCCCCCCACGAGACCACCUGGGCCUGGCCAUUUUUUCAAUGCUCUGCUGCUUCUGGCCCUUGGGAAUCGCUGCCUUCUACUUCUCCCAUAGGACCAGUAAGGCUGUCUCCAAGGGGGACUUCCACAUGGCAAGUUCGGCCUCCCGGCGGGCCCUCUUCCUUGCUGCGCUCUCCAUCACCAUCGGCACAGGGGUCUAUGUUGGCGUGAUUGUAGCACUGAUUGCUUAUCUAUCCAAGAGUGGCCAUGUAUAGCAGAGACCUUCACGCCAAAGCUCAGCACUCUGCACCCAAAGGCCAAUGCUAGGGGGAUUCACGCUUUUGUAUGGAGCAUAGGACACAACGCAAUGCUUGCAAGGGCCGCUGAGCAGCUCCAUGAGUGGAGGGAUCCAGGCUUGGAUGCGCUGUACAGGGUCUUUCCCUUUUACAUGAACAAUAGACUCCAUUUUCCUUUACACCUUGGACAACUUGCUAACAAUGUCCUGCUAGUAAAGAACUCAGCACCGGCUGAAAGUCCUGGAUUCUGAGGCUGGGAGGAGCAUGUUUCGCUUAAGGAAGAAUGUGGAAGAGAUAUUUUUAGUUCAUCUGCAGGGCCCGGUGCAGCCACUUAUAGUUUUCAAAACAACAUGUUCAUGUUCUAGUCCUGCACUGUGAAUCCCACCACCUCAUGUAUCAGCCCUGGUCUGAUUUUGAGGCACAUGGGGAAGAGAGGGCAGUGGCUCCCAGGCUGAUUGAGAGAGAGAGUGGUCAAGGCUCCUGUUGUGGGGAAAACACUUCAGUUUUAGUGCCAUAAGCUGGCAACUGUCCCUUUAAUUGCCACAAACUAGGAGGACACAGUGCAGCCCUAAAUAAAGAGAGAGCUCUGGGACUCAGUCUGCAAAACCUCAGCUAACAGCUCUGACACCAGGCUUUAUUUACCCUAGUCUCAUUUACCAAUCCCUGGCUCAGCCCUUGGUGAUUCAGACCUAACUCUGGACUCAUAAAUUCAUUCUAAACAAAACAACGAAAGGUCAUUUGGGUUGGUAACUGUGUGUCAUCAUUUCAUGUGUAGAAGCUGGUUGGGAAAAACCUCACAAGUCUUGUGUAUUAUCGUCAUCACAGUAGCACCUAGUGGCCCAACUAUUGUGCUAGGUUCUGUAAAGACACAUGGUAAGAGCUCAGGCUCCGAAGAACGUACAGUCUCAGGAGCCAAAACAGACAAAGGCUGUGUGUGAAACGGAGGCACUGAGAGCUGACAUGAUUUACCCGAGGUCACUGAUGUCAGGGCCAUAGAACCCUAGGCUAGGUACCUCACCUUUAGCUUUAGCAGUGAGCAAUGAAACACUCCAGGUACUGCCAGUUAGGGCAACACCCAGAAGAAAAUAUCCUGUUCUGCCCCCAAUGCGUCUACUUCCAGGUAAAUAACAACCCCCUCAGCCAGAACUGGCCUGAUCCCAUUAAUGCUGGUCACAGACAAAUAAGGAGGUCAACAAAAAAAACUCUUAACUCAGCUUUGUGUAUAACGUCCAGCCAAAAAUACUGUUUGUUACCGGACAAAAGCCACAGAAGGAGAAAAUAUAUGUUCCAGGGUUAGAGACUGAAUGACAAGCGAUGGAGCCGAAACCCCAGGUGGAGGGUGAGAAGAAGUGUCUGUGCAAGGCUCUGUGCUGGACAGGACCCACAUUGGAAAUGCCAAUGCCACUUAGCCCUGCUUACAGCCUAUUGCUUAUGUGUAUAGUGCCAAUAACACGCUAGGUGCUUCACAGACGGAUGUGGAGGCAGGGUCUUUGCCCCAAAGAGCUUACUGUAAAGAGACACUUUCUGCUUCAACCUGAGCUUCUCUCUGUGCCUCAGACGCCACAUCUUAAACCCUCCUCACCUUGGCCAGUCCACCCUGCACUUCUUCCCUUGCCUCCCCACGCCUUACCCUGAUGGGGUGUAGACAGGCUCCCAACUCACCCCUCCUCCCUGGGGUUUCCAUGCACACUAUAGCAUAUUCUGUAAGAAACUCAGCAUGUUCCUUGAUCCGUGUAUUGUUCAUAUGUACAUUUAAUUCUAAAGCAGCAUGUUAAUAUCUGAGAUUUCUAUUGUACUUGAGCCAUAAAAGAAGGAAACACACAA